Pygocentrus nattereri (red-bellied piranha) is the source of this 2574-nucleotide messenger RNA. RefSeq names its product autophagy related 101 (gene atg101). Gene Ontology annotation, cellular component: phagophore assembly site. The coding region runs from base 360 to 1016 and encodes 218 amino acids. The transcript has 2 exons. Lineage: Eukaryota; Metazoa; Chordata; Actinopteri; Characiformes; Serrasalmidae. The record is from RefSeq and is a predicted model, not a curated record. Gene Ontology annotation, biological process: autophagy; autophagosome assembly.
UUGAAACGCCUUCUACUGAAAUGAUUUGUCCCUCCUGCCACGCCGUCCAACGCCGAGGUCUGUUUACAAAUCUGGAGACGAAGAACGCGUGUAAAUCCCGUCCAAAGGAAGAUUUACAGACGCGGAAAGGAGACGUUAUAGAUUCAUAUCAGCUUAGAAACGUCUUACCAUCUUUCUCCGGUAAGUGUCCGAGCUCUUUUUAGCGGAAAACGGCAGUUUAUGAGCUUUAAAGCGAGAGCAGCUGCGCGGCGCGGGAGAUGACAGCUGCUGCUGCGCCACUGCUUCGUCUGACGUCGGCCUCACUCGCUUAAAAUCGGCUUUCGCUUUACAACAGUGGACGUUUUUCGUGUCUAAUCGAGAUGAACUGCCGCUCGGAGGUGCUGGAGGUGUCUCUGGAGGGCAGGCAGGUGGACGAGGCCCUGCUGGCCCUGCUCCACACCAUCCUGCUCCACCGCAGCACGGGCAAGUUCCACUAUAAGAAGGAGGGCACCUACUCCAUCGGCACGGUGGGCACUCAGGACAUAGACUGCGACUUCAUUGACUUCACCUUCGUCCGAGUGUCCUCAGACGAGCUGGACCGGGUCAUCAGGAAAGCAGUGGCCGAGUUUAAGGAUGCUCUCGGCAACUCUGGCAGUGACGGAAUGGGCCAAAUCUCGCUGGAGUUCUACCAGAAGAAGAAGUCCCGCUGGCCGUUUUCUGACGAGUGCAUCCCCUGGGAGGUGUGGACCAUAAAGGUCAACGUCGUGAACCUGGCCAACGAGCAGGAGCGGCAGAUAUGCCGAGAGAAAGUGGGCGAAAAGCUGGGCGAGAAAGUCAUCAACAUCGUGGAAGUCAUCAACCGGCACGAGUAUCUGCCAAAGAUGCCCACUCAGUCCGAGGUCGACAACGUGUUCGACACGAGCCUGAAAGACGUCCAGCCUUAUUUGUACAAAAUCACGUACCAAAUCACAGAUUCUCUCGGGACGUCCGUGAGCACCACGAUGAGGAGGCUGAUCAAGGACACUUUAGCCUUAUAAGAGGUUCUGUUAUCUGUGCUUGCUUUUAACGAAUGGUUUGGCGAAAAAAAUCUUCCCCCCUCGUACUUCAAACGUAGUCAAUCUUCCAAGACCUGUUUGCUGCUUUUCUUUAGUGUUUUAAGACGGGAGGGUUGGGAGGUAUAUCGGUAAUAACGUAUACCACACUAUUUAAAAAAAUCCCACCCAUGAAAGUAUAAAUAAAGCCAAUUUCUACUUGUUUCUAUUUUAGAAGGGUCACUGAUGGGUGGUUUUAGAGCUCACCGUUUAGAAAGAGGAGAAAAAUGAAAGAAACCUCAAUAAAAUAAAAAAUUGCGUGAUAUCAGCUUCGCAAUGGCUCAGAGCUCCACUCACAUGCUUUGACUCUAAAACCAGUCACUUCUCUCAGGUUAUCCUCUAAACAGGAACCAGUUUGGCUUCAGUUAGCUAGAACCGAGCCUGUGCUGUGCUGUGCAGCACAUUUGACCGGCUAACUAAGCUCCCAUUAGCUUAGCCAAAAUCCCACAGUCCCAAACACCACAGAACAGCUUUGAUUUCAGCCUUUUUGGUCACUCACUCCACUUUUCACUAGUUUUCCUCUCGUAUAAAUAUAUUUUAAACAAUUUAUGCCUGUUUAGCUGAUCAGCAGUCAGUCAGAAUCAGGCCUGUGCUGUAGGGUGUGGCUCUGUUUGGGGCUUUAGCUGCUCGCUAAGCUAACAUUGAGAUCCAAACACCACAAAGCAGGAUUAAUUUCUCCUUUCUGUCCUUUCAGCGCCCGCAGCUCGACUUCACUCCCUUGGAUCCGAGCCCAUAUCGUCUAAACUUGUGAAGGCGCUUUAGUUGGGCAGAAUUAAAUAUGUUCUGUGGUGAGUUGAGCAUGCUAAGCUAAUGCUAACCAGCUCCUCUCUGCUAGGUAGCUGCUCUGUUGUUAGAGAUGGUUUGACUUCUGUUGAAUGGCGGCUUGAAAAUGUAAUGUAAACACGUUUAUGCCUCCGCCACUUCAUAGUACUGAACACCACGGUGACUUUCAGAGAGAAUUUACAGAAAAGGUACAAAACAAGUGGAUACCUGGAGCUAAGGGGCUAAUGCAGCUAAUAUGUAAUGGAAGGUUAUACCACACCAGUUAGCAUGGUGCUAACUGCAGUCUUAAAGUCACCUCAGACCGGGUGGGGGUGGUGGUGGUGGUGUUGGUGGUAAAGGUAAAACAUUUUGGGUGGCAGUUCUAAAACCAACGAAACAGACAACAAACAUGUCUUGGCGGAUCAGUUACAUUACAGACUCAGAAAAAUAGGGUUCUUUAAGGGUUCUUGAGUACAGGCAAUGCUUCUGUUUGGAGCCAUGAGCUCUGUAUAGAACCCCUUGAUGCAGAAUGGUUCUUUGCAUGGUGGAAUGGUUUUUCAGAUUGAUGGAGAAUAUGUUGUGUAUCGCUGUUGUGGGAUCAAAUCUCCACAUCAAAUCUCCUCAUAUCUCCAAAAUUGUAACUUUACAAGGCCAGGUAAAAACAUACUCUACUUUUAAUGCAAGUCAAUGGAACCAGACGUCUUUCCAAGUAAAUUAAGGUCAUUUCUUUUGGUCCAAUCAU